AUGGCCUCAGACUUGAAGGUGCAGAUUCUUAUCCCAGCCACGUCGUACUUGGCAGCAUACAGCCCCAACCUAAUUGAAGAGUAUGAGGAGAUUAAAGAGGAGGAACAUCAUGUCAAAAUUGAGGAAAAUCAUUUACAGACUGAUGGUAUUUUCAAAAGGAGAGACAAGAAUCGUUUCACCUGCACUCAGUGUGGAAGGAGUUUGGCAAGACAAAGCAAUCUUAAGAUUCACAUGAGGAUCCACACUGGAGAGAAACCAUACACAUGUACUCAUUGUCGGAAGAGUUUCAGCCGAGCACCUUCCCUUUAUAGACACAUGAAAAUCCACACUGGAGAGAAACCAUUCACAUGCACUCAGUGUGGGAAGAGUUUCAUCCAGUCAUCACACCUUAAUCAACACAUAAGGAUCCACACUGGAGAGAAACCAUUCACAUGCACUGUGUGUGGGAACAAUUUCAACCACUCAUCAUCCCUUAAUCUACACAUGAAGAGCCACACUGGUAUACGAGAGCAUAUGUGCUUUGAGUGUGAGAAGAGUUUUAUUACAGCUGGAGACCUAAAACGGCACCAGAGGAUUCACACUGGAGAGAAACCUUACAAGUGUUCACACCCUUACAAAAAAUAACUGCAGUAAAG
This is a messenger RNA of Danio aesculapii, 635 nucleotides long. Its product is annotated as gastrula zinc finger protein XlCGF49.1-like. The coding region runs from base 1 to 624 and encodes 207 amino acids. The transcript is spliced from 2 exons. The record is from RefSeq and is a predicted model, not a curated record. NCBI's taxonomy places the organism in Eukaryota, Metazoa, Chordata, Actinopteri, Cypriniformes, Danionidae. Gene Ontology annotation, cellular component: nucleus.